Bipolaris zeicola 26-R-13 is the source of this 621-nucleotide messenger RNA. RefSeq lists its product as uncharacterized. The transcript has 2 exons. NCBI's taxonomy places the organism in Eukaryota, Fungi, Ascomycota, Dothideomycetes, Pleosporales, Pleosporaceae. The record is from RefSeq and is a predicted model, not a curated record. The coding region runs from base 1 to 621 and encodes 206 amino acids.
AUGCCUGCCAUGAGGAUGCCCAUCACGUUUGCACCCAGCGCAAAUGUGUCUCCUCGCCUCCGCAUCCUACAACACGCCCAGCUAGCCAUUGCAUUCCUUGCAUUCUUCGCCUUUCUCGUCACCUUUCUCAUCCCGUUUCGCCAAAAACUCUUCACGCUCAGCCUUCUCUACACCCCGCUCCUCACCUCCAUAACCACCAUCUUCUUCGUCGUCCGUGAGCAAAAGAACGCAGAAGCUGGAACUCUUUCCAAGCAGAAAUAUGUCAAGUACCAGGUGCUCAAGAUGGUGGCUGCUAUCGGCAUGUCGUUCAUAGGAUUCAUUGGAUAUCUAGCUAGCGCGCCUGCUGAGGCAGACCAAGAUGUACAUCAUCCUGGCACACAAGGAAUGUGGUUGAACGGAGUCAAGAUUGGAAGAUGGCAAGGCCUAUUGCUUUGGCUCAACUUCUUCAACUGGGUCUUCCUCUGGGCUAGCUUGUUCUACUCGUGCUGCAUGACGAGCAAGAAGCAGGGUGCUAUUGCCCUUGCCGGUGACGAGGCCAACAUUGGUAUCGAUGAUGAUACUGCUAACGACGAAGCGAUUGCCCGCGAUCUUCAGGCUCGGGACCCCAACUGGCAGGCCUAG